ACUGAAUCAUCUUCUCUGUCAGAGCCCACACCAGAGUUGUACCUGGAAAUGCUACCACUCUUACCGUGGCUACGCCAUCUGCUGUGUCAAGUUACAGCAACUAGUUACUUGUUACACAUCACUAUCUCAUCAAUUGCGACAGUGUUUGUGCUUAUGCUCAGUAUCGUAGUCUUGGGUGCAUUAUACGAAGGAAGAAGAAUAUUCCCAAGAUUGAGGCUCAUAAUCCACUUGAAACACAUUUAUGAAACUGACAGCAAUCAGGUUACUACCACUAUACCAUUGGAAACA
This is a messenger RNA of Geodia barretti, 288 nucleotides long. NCBI's taxonomy places the organism in Eukaryota, Metazoa, Porifera, Demospongiae, Tetractinellida, Geodiidae. The record is from the annotation of a GenBank genome assembly.